AUGGCAUGGAGCAACAAUGUGUACAAAAGUGUCGAGCAUCGUGUCGUGGCAAACCCGUUACACGAGAGAUUCUCCACAGCGUACUUCUUUUGCCCAUCUUACGACACUCUUAUCCAGAGCGAAAUCGAGCCUCGCGUCUAUAGAAGCUUUAGCUUCGGCGAGUACAGAAAGCAGGUCCAAGAAGAUGUUAAGGUUGGAGGAACCACCGACAAUAUAGAAGAAACUUGUGCAACCUUUGCUACUCGUGCCUUAGGGUUAGAAGUGCCCUUGAGGACUACCCAUCAGAUUGAUAAUUGCAGUGAAGGAUGUGUAGUGUUUGCUAGAACGAAGGAGUACUGCUCUGUUUUCCAUGGAAAAAUAAGGGAAAAGAAGGUCAAGAAGCUUUAUCUUGCUCUGGUGUCUGCGCCUGUGCCAAUUGGGGUAAUUGCUCACUACAUGCGUCCGGUUAAUAUCGCGCCCCGUCUUGUUUCCGAAGUUUUCAACAAAGGUUGGCAAUUAUGCCAACUUGAGGUCCUAGAAUGCAAAAAAGUGCCGUGGCCAGACCGCAUUACUGAAGAGAAGAAUGGGAUUGAGGAUUGUGGAUGGCCUUCUAAAGAUUUCGCAUACGAGUGUAAAAUCAAUCUCCUCACGGGACGGACACAUCAGAUUCGAGCACAACUGGCUGCUUGUGGGGCUCCCUUAGUGGGUGACUCGAUGUAUAUGCCAGCUGCCAUUGCUGAGGCUAACUGCCCGGGAUUGAACCCGUUUGGCAAGCACAACCAAAACAAGUAUGAUGAAGACGACGAGGCUAAAUCACUAGCUGUCGAAGAAUGGAUUGCCUGUCAUGGCAAGGAGCCGACUGUUGCUAUUGGCCUUCAAGCGUGUUAUAUAUCAUGGGAUGAUAACGGGCCCCACACUUACGAGGCUGGUUCACCAUGGUGGAGGCAAGAAACAAGAAACUUUAAUCAUUUUUUACUAGUCUCUAUCUCCCUCUACCUCUCGUAUUUUUUUUCUUCCCGUCGGCCAACUGGAGCAGCACCCUGUGACGUACGCAGCCGCGAGCAGCCAUCUCGCAGUGCUGUUUCACCAUAUUUUUUGGUGAGUUCCCUCCGGCAAGAAGCAGGCCCUCAACACGAACACCCCGCCGGCGAGACUAGCAACGCAACCUAG
Molecule: messenger RNA, 1149 nt
Organism: Striga hermonthica
Lineage: Eukaryota; Viridiplantae; Streptophyta; Magnoliopsida; Lamiales; Orobanchaceae
Source: the annotation of a GenBank genome assembly